ACUUGCUUCCUUGCCGCGCCUUUGCGGCUCCCGCUUGAACGCGUACUUUCAGUGUUGACCUUCGCAGUCAGACACCAGCUGCCUUCACUCACAUAUAUAUACACAGCCGCAAAAUCCUAUCCUCAGUUGGAAAGCAUCGAACAAUCAUCAUAGCACAAAAUCAGAAUCAUAACAAGUAUCAGUUGACAUACGGUGAAACACAUGGCAGAGAAGCCCACCGAUAGCAGCGAUUCCAAGUUCAAAGGUGUCCGCAAGCGUAAAUGGGGGAAGUGGGUGUCCGAAAUCCGUCUACCAAACAGUAGGGAGCGAAUUUGGUUAGGAUCGUACGAUUCGGCAGAGAAAGCCGCACAUGCUUUUGAUGCCGCACUCUUUUGCUUACGUGGCCGCACAGCCAAAUUCAAUUUUCCAAAUAAUCCACCGCUCAUAGUGGGUGGGCAGUCGCUUUCUCCGCCCGAAAUUCAAGUAGCUGCUGCUAGGUUUGCAAAUUCUAAGCCUCCGAGAAACCAAUUGGAGAGUUCUUCGUCUACGGAUCAAUCGGCUGUGUCGGAGUUGCAAGCGGAGUCCCCGUGUCCUUCGGUAGUGUUAGAUUUGACAGCACAAAUGGAUGGUAGUAGGCGGAUGCUGGAUUCCCCAUUCUUGGAUUCGAGCAAUUAUCUGACGGAAUACGGGAUAUUCCCAGGUUUUGAUGAUCUUCACAAUGAUCUUUUAGCACCACUAACAGCACCUAGCCUUGAGUUUGGAGAGGAGAACUUUGAUGGUGUUAUAGGUGAAGACCCAUUUCUCUGGCGUUUUUGAAGAGGGUAAUUUUGGAUGGGAUAGUUGUGGACAGUUUUUUUCUUUUGAGCCAGAGUAAUAACUCAGUGAAUUAUACGCUGAGAAAUAUGUUAAUAUAUUUUUUUUAUUUUAAAUAUAAAUAAUUUUAAAAUAAAUAAAUAAAAAGACUUUAAAUAAA
Hevea brasiliensis (rubber tree) is the source of this 952-nucleotide messenger RNA. Its product is annotated as ethylene-responsive transcription factor ERF017-like. The transcript has a single exon. Gene Ontology annotation, biological process: regulation of DNA-templated transcription. NCBI's taxonomy places the organism in Eukaryota, Viridiplantae, Streptophyta, Magnoliopsida, Malpighiales, Euphorbiaceae. The record is from RefSeq and is a predicted model, not a curated record. Gene Ontology annotation, molecular function: DNA-binding transcription factor activity; DNA binding. Bases 202 to 795 code for a protein of 197 amino acids.